Lachnellula hyalina is the source of this 1332-nucleotide messenger RNA. Its product is annotated as NADH-dependent flavin oxidoreductase nadA. Lineage: Eukaryota; Fungi; Ascomycota; Leotiomycetes; Helotiales; Lachnaceae. The coding region runs from base 1 to 1332 and encodes 443 amino acids. Gene Ontology annotation, molecular function: FMN binding; oxidoreductase activity. The record is from RefSeq and is a predicted model, not a curated record. The transcript is spliced from 2 exons.
AUGGCACCAGACCGUUAUCUCUCCGACAGCUCGGAUGCUUCGCCCUUGGGCAAGCCCCUCAAAUUCGAGUUUUCUGGCAAGACAGCUAGCAACAGGUUCUUGAAAGGUGCUAUGACAGAACGACUUUCGUCUUGGGAUCCUAAGGACUUCAAAAAACGUGGUAUCCCCUCAAAGAAUCUCGUCAAUGUCUACAAGCGUUGGGGUGAAGGCCAGUUUGGUCAACUCUUGACUGGAAAUAUCAUGAUCGAGUAUGAUCAAUUAGAGGCAAUGGGAAACCCCAUCAUCCCUCGAGAUGCAGAAUACUCUGGUCCACGAUUUGAGGCAUUCAAAGACCUUGCUACUGCUGCCAAAGCCCACGGAAGUUUGAUUGUUGGUCAAGUCAGUCAUCCGGGUCGACAGGUCGAGAACAGGAUCCAGAAGAACCCCGUGUCAGCAUCCGACGUUCAACUAGAAGGAAACAUUAUGGGAAUGGAAUUCGCCAAACCGCACGCCGCCACUACAGAUGAGAUCGCACAGAUCAUCGAAGGCUUCGCGCAUGCUGCAGAGUUUCUUGACAAGGCAGGCUACGAUGGUAUUGAACUCCACGGUGCUCACGGCUACCUCCUCGCACAGUUUCUUUCUCCCACAACGAACCGUCGGACGGACAAGUACGGCGGAUCUCUAGAAAACCGUCUACGCCUCACCCUCGAGAUUGCAGACGCAAUUCAGAAGCGCGUUUCCAAGGACUUCAUCGUCGGAAUGAAGGUUAACUCGGUCGAAUUCCAAGACAAAGGAUUCUCUCCCGCAGAAGCCAAGGAGAUGUGCCAGGCAUUAGAGAAAGCACGCUUCGACUUCGUUGAGCUGUCUGGUGGAACCUACGAGUCGUUGGCCUUUGAACACAAAAGAGAGAGCACCAAGAAGAGAGAAUCAUUCUUCAUCGAGUUCGCUGAACAAAUCGUUAAGCCUUUGACGAAGACUAAGACCUACGUUACUGGAGGCUUCAAGACUGUGGGGGCAAUGACCAAGGCGCUUGAUACCGUCGACGGAGUGGGACUUGCUCGCCCAACGUGCCAAGAGCCUCAUCUUCCGAAGGACAUCUUGGAGGGUAAGGUGACCGGUGCUAUUAAGAUCAAGCUUGAUGACAAUAAUUUCGGUUUGACGAACGUUGCGGCUGGGACUCAGAUCAGACAACUUGGCAAAGACCAGGAACCCGUUGACCUUAGUGUACAGGCGAACGUGGAUGCGUUGAUGCAGGAUAUGGGGGCGUGGGGCCAGAAGUUGGGUGCUGAUAAGGAAAUGAAAGAAUAUGGGUAUAUUGAUCUUAGUGCAGCAGGUAAGCCCUAUGUUGCAUAA